Archocentrus centrarchus (flier cichlid) is the source of this 2036-nucleotide messenger RNA. RefSeq names its product VPS33B interacting protein, apical-basolateral polarity regulator, spe-39 homolog (gene vipas39). Gene Ontology annotation, cellular component: cytoplasm. The transcript has 19 exons. Gene Ontology annotation, biological process: vacuolar transport; intracellular protein transport. NCBI's taxonomy places the organism in Eukaryota, Metazoa, Chordata, Actinopteri, Cichliformes, Cichlidae. The coding region runs from base 105 to 1580 and encodes 491 amino acids. The record is from RefSeq and is a predicted model, not a curated record.
UCAUCGAUUCUCAUCUCUUAUCAGGUUCACGCUCAGCAGUUUAUGAAGCUGAUGUUUCCGGUUUACAGGUUAGAUAGCUGUCGGGUGACGUCAUCAUUCCCGCGAUGAUGAAGAGUAAGGCCGAUGAAGAAGACUACUGGCACAGCUCCAAGUUUAAAGCCUUCACCUUCGAUGAUGAUGACGAUGAAUUCAGCAGGUUGAAGGAGUCACGGCAGGCGGUGAACAGUAUCCGGCGGCUGGUGGAGGAAGACGAUGAUGAAGACGAUGUUGAGAAAGUCAGCUGGAGCGGCGAGCCAGUCGGCAGUAUUUCCUGGUCUGUUAAAGAGACAGCAGCAUCCAAUCAGAGAGCAGACAGAGAGCCCACCUUCCCCAGGAUCAGCACUGACACACCAUCUAUCAGCAGGAGUCAGUCAGGAUACUCUCUGAGCUCUCUGUUCAAAGGAAAACCUAAAGGAGGAAACUUCCAGACCUUCAGUGAUGUGCUCAGUGACUCGUCUCUCAGGCUCUAUGCUCCCGAGCUCAGAAAACCUAAGUCUGAGUACAAGGAUUAUGUCAGUGACUGGUCGCCUGAAGAGGUAGUUCAGAGACUUCAGCAAGGAAAGGCCGUGUCUCUGGAGAAGUUCCGUUCGCUGCAGGACAAACUGCUGCUGCUCGAUCUCGCUGUUGCGGCUCAUGAUGGAAACGUUAUCACGGCUGUUCUAAUUUAUCUAAAGAGGACCCUCUGUAAAGAGGUUUUGUUUCGGGAGCUGGAGUCCAGACAGACGGCUCUGAGACACUUCAUCCACUACCUGAGUGAGACCCAAGACCAGAGGCUGCUGCUGGAGCUGCACAGAGCGCUGGGCAGAGCCGAGGACCUGGCACUGCUUCAGUAUAAAGAACACUUGAGCAUCAAUGAUGAAAACAAGAGGCGGGACUUCCUGAAGAAUUGCCUUAGCCUGCCAUUUUCUGCUGAAGACCUAGCCCACGUUCAGGAUCAUUAUACCCUGCUAGAGAGGCAGAUCAUCAUCGAGGCGACAGACUCGCAGGCUGAGCGUGGAGGAAAGGUGGAAGCUUUCCAGAAGUUUCCCAGAAAAGCGUCGAUCCUCAACAUGCCACUGAUCACCACCCUGUACUACUGCUGCUUCUACCACUACACCGAGCCACAGGGCACCUUCAGCAGUCCGUUGAACAUCCGUCAAACCUUCAAGAUCUCAGAGAAACAGUACUUUGUAACGGCGCUGGCUGCGAGAGCAAAGCUGAAGGCGUGGCUUGAUGUGGACGCUCUGUUUGCUAGCAGGAGCUGGCUCGGUUUCACCAGGAAGAAAUCGCCGCUGAGCUUCCACAGAGUUGUCGACAUCCUGCAGAAGAACUCUGCCCCCACACAGGUGCUGCAGGAGUACGUGGCGCUUGUGGACGAUAGCGAGCUGAGGCUCAGUUUGGCUCAGAAACAUAAAUGUCACGACAUCGUCAUCAAUACGUACCGGGACAUGAAGGACCGGCAGCUGCUGCUGGCAUACCGUGGAAAGGUGGCGAGGGGCUCAGCGGAGGAGAGGAAGAUCGAUGAGCUGAUAAACAGCCCGCAAAUUCGCUGGAAAAACUGAUGUUUUGGUUGGCUGUGACCACAACAGGAAUGCCCAGUCAGCCCAUCCACUGAGUCCUCAAUGUAACUCUGCCUACAGAGCCAAAGGGGGCGGAGUCUUGACUUUGACAUUGUGUUGAAAACAGGAGGUGACUGUAGUAAAGUGGGGAGAAGGGGGUGGAGUUAUCCAUGUUUGAUCAGAUGAUUGGACAUCAUUUCUGUCAUCAUGUCAAAUAAAAUAAACACACUGCUCAACUCAUCGAUGCCCAGUGCAUGCUGGGAUACGAACAGAAGCAGCCGCCUUAUUCUCACUCGUAUCUGUGCUGAUUGUGUGUGUGUGUGUGUGUGAGACAGGUGACCAAAUAAAGGGGUGGGUUCAGUGUGAAAGUGUGUUGAUAAUCUUGAACACCUGAUUGGAUGUUUUCAGUUGUGGGUGUGAGUGUAACUGUUUGUUUCUACACAUUUAAAUAAGCUGCCU